This is a messenger RNA of Candida dubliniensis CD36, 1041 nucleotides long. RefSeq names its product exosome non-catalytic core subunit. Gene Ontology annotation, biological process: exonucleolytic trimming to generate mature 3'-end of 5.8S rRNA from tricistronic rRNA transcript (SSU-rRNA, 5.8S rRNA, LSU-rRNA); nuclear mRNA surveillance; nuclear polyadenylation-dependent rRNA catabolic process. Gene Ontology annotation, cellular component: cytoplasmic exosome (RNase complex); nuclear exosome (RNase complex). Lineage: Eukaryota; Fungi; Ascomycota; Pichiomycetes; Serinales; Debaryomycetaceae. The record is from RefSeq and is a predicted model, not a curated record. The transcript has a single exon. Bases 1 to 1041 code for a protein of 346 amino acids.
AUGACCGAAUUGAAACAAGUUACAUUUUCACCAGAAGUAUUAGCAAGAAUUGCCCCUGAUGUAUCAUUGCAAAGACAUUUAGCAUUAGGUAUCAGACCCAAUUUGCGUAAUUUCACUGAAUUCAAACCAGUGGAAGUAUCUAACAGUACCCAAUUUCAAGACAACAAUGACAAUGUGUUUUCAUCUUCAGUAGUUAAGAGCGGUUCAACAACUAUUAUAAAUACCAUAACAUUAGGGAUUGUGGAAAAUUUCAAUAGCAAUGAAUCUAAAUAUGCCACUAUCUAUCCUUGUGUGGAAAUAUUACGUGGACGAUUAGGAGCUCCUACCGAUGAGGAAAUGAUUUUAUCGCAAGAUUUGUUUGAAACCAUAUACCAUAGCAAAAUAAUUCCUUCUACAAGUUUAAGAAUUAAUAAUUUGGGGAUUUCAAUCAAAGAUGACCAGAAUCAAGGCAACUCCACCAUAUAUUAUCCAGAUUUGAAUCCUGAACAAUGGGAAUACAUUAAUCUCACAAGUCAUCACCAUAAAUUGUACUCCUUUGUAUUAUUGUCAAAUAUAAAAGUAUACUCUAAAAGUACAUCAACGAGCUCAUUGUUUGAUUUGUGUUAUUUAUCUAUGCUUGAAGCAUUGAAAUCAUUGAAAUUACCCAGAUGUUAUGUAUCAGAAAGUUUCAACACCAAAGUUGCCAUGAAAUCACGUAGAUCAAACACUAGAGGGUUGGUUAAUACCAAUAAAGCAAAUAUAAACAUCGAUUUGAACAAAUCAUUAUAUGAAAGAAUAGGUUUAGAUAUAAAAAGGGGAACAAUUGCUAGCAAUUAUGGUGUUGUUUCACAUGAAGGUAACACUAUAUUAUUGGCUGAUUUAGAAGGCGAAGCUGAAGAAAGCUCGGUAUUGUCUCGUUUAUCAAUUAUAACAAAUAAUGAAAGUAUAAACAAAAUAAGUUUGGUCAAUGGCGAUCCGGAAAGUGAAAUUACAUUAGACAUGUUAAAAGAUGCUAUUGAAAUGAGUAAACGAAGAAGUAGAGAGCAAGGCCAGCAGAUAUAA